Neoarius graeffei (lesser salmon catfish) is the source of this 2830-nucleotide messenger RNA. It is a transcript of the gene ankhb, whose product is annotated as ANKH inorganic pyrophosphate transport regulator b. Gene Ontology annotation, molecular function: phosphate transmembrane transporter activity. The record is from RefSeq and is a predicted model, not a curated record. NCBI's taxonomy places the organism in Eukaryota, Metazoa, Chordata, Actinopteri, Siluriformes, Ariidae. Gene Ontology annotation, cellular component: membrane. Gene Ontology annotation, biological process: phosphate ion transmembrane transport. The coding region runs from base 343 to 1839 and encodes 498 amino acids. The transcript has 12 exons.
GUUAUCUGUCCAUCUACUGCAGCGCUGAUUGCAUUAGAGAGAGGGAGAGAGAGAGGGAGAGAGAGACGCUCCCUGUUUGAAGUGCACACAUUGAUAUUCUUUGUUUCCCCUCUUCCGAUGGAUGAACAAUGGAGAAGCCGUCAGCCGAAAUUUCUGGCGACGCUCCUCUUUUCCCACGCGCUGCAUCAUUGUUGACGAUGCCCUGGCUGCUGCUGCUGUUGUUGUUGUUGUUUUUGUUGUUGUGUGGGAGGCCAGGGACGGGACGGGCCUGAAGCGCCGCUAGAAAAGCGCACUCGUCUUGUUGCCGGUCUUGUGGACAGCAGAUCAGAUGCGCGCAGAGACAUGGUGACGCUCCCGGCUCUGGCGCACUACUGGCCCCUGGUGCGGUUCCUCGUACCGCUGGCCAUCACCAACAUCGCCAUCGACCUCGGCGAACAGGCUUUAAACAGAGGGAUCGCGACAGUCAAAGAGGAUGCAGUGGAAAUGCUGGCCAGUUACGGUCUGGCCUAUUCUCUGAUGAAGUUCUUCACUGGGCCUAUGAGCGAUUUCAAGAACGUGGGUUUGGUGUUCGUCAACAGCAAACGCGACCGGAUUAAAGCCGUCUUGUGUAUGGUCGCUGCCGGAACUGUAGCCAUCAUCUUCCACACGCUGAUAGCCUAUACCGACCUCGGCUACUACAUCAUUAACAAACUGCAUCAUGUGGACGACUCGGUGGGCAAUAAGACCAGGAAGGCUUUUCUCUACCUGGCCGCAUUUCCUCUGUUGGAUGCCAUGGCCUGGACCCAUGCUGGAAUCCUACUAAAGCACAAGCACAGCUUCCUGGUUGGCUGCGCCUCUAUCUCUGAUGUCUUAGCACAGAUUGUUUUUGUGGCGAUCUUGCUGCACAGUCAUCUGGAGUGUGUGGAGCCAUUGUUGAUUCCCAUCUUGUCUCUGUACAUGGGAGCGCUGGUGCGUUUCACCAUCGUUGGGCUGGGCUACUACCGAAACAUUCACGACAACAUCCCGGACUCCAGUGGCCCUGAAGUCGGCGGAGAUGCCACUAUUAAAAAGAUGCUGAAUUUCUGGUGGCCUCUGGCUCUCAUCUUAGCCACACAGCGGAUCAGCAGACCCAUCGUCAACUUGUUUGUUUCCCGUGACCUGAAAGGCACUUCUGCAGCCACUGAGGCAGUUGCAGUUUUGACAGCCACGUAUCCUGUGGGUCACAUGCCAUAUGGGUGGCUGACUGAGCUCCGUGUUAUCUACCCUGCCUUCGACAAGAACAACCCAAGCAAUAAGUUGGCAAACUGUGGUACGACGGUCACUAAGUCGUACAUCAAGCGUUUCACGUUUGUCUGUAUGGCUCUGUCAAUCACACUCUGUUUCGUGGUUUUCUGGACACCACACAUCUCUGAGCGUAUCCUGGUGGACAUCAUAGGUGUGAACCAUGCCUUUGCUGAGCUCUGUGUUGCCCCGUUACGAAUCUUUUCUUUCUUUCCAUUCCCAGUGACGGUGCGUGCUCACCUAACCGGCUGGCUCAUGACCCUGAAGAAAACCUUCGUCCUGGCACCAAGCUCUGUGCUGCGAAUCAUCGUGCUCAUCACCAGUCUUAUGGUGCUGCCCUACAUGGGGGUGCAUGGAGCUACUCUAGGGGUUGGAUCUCUCUUAGCUGGCUUCCUUGGAGAGUCUACAAUGGUAGCGAUCGCAGCCUGCUAUGUCUACCGGAAACAGAAAAAGAAGAAAGAUUGUGACGGGGAGGCAACCAUCGAGGGGGAGGACUCAGCUCCGAUGAAUGAGGUGCGCUCUGGCCGCCGGAUAGAUGACAUCGUUGAACUGAGAGAGGAGGAUGAGGAAGAAGAGUGAGCUCAUGAUUUUCUGAGACGUCGGCCUCAUGUGCAUUCCUCCUGGUUAUGUUCAGUGCUCGUAGGAGGAUGUGUUGAGGGGGGGAACCAGGGAUCUUUUGCUUUGCAGGGCAGUGUUUUCAUCGCUUCCUGCCCCCUUUUGCUGCUCUUUCCCCCUUUGCAAUGUGCACAUGGAGGAUGCUUAAAAAGGGAGCUGUAGUUAGAAAUCAUGAAAGACAGAAAGGACAGAUUUCUAUUGUAUUAAAUAUCAUUCAACCACACAUGCACAUCUCGGUAGAUGUUUUCCAGCUGUCGUCGGAAACCUCUGUGCAGAGGACAAUGAAGAUAUCGAUUUGUACCAAAGCAAUGUCGCGUGUUAACUGCUUUUCUUCUAUGCUCUGAGCUCUACUGUGCUGCCGUCCUAAACGUUUAUGAACCCUGACAUGGAAUAUAAAUACAAAAAUUCUACACACACUAACUUCAUCUUCUUGGAAUGUCAAUAUCUUUGGUUGUUAUUUUUUAUCUUGCAUACACCGCAGAAAGAAGAUAUUACCUUUCCAGGAGCGUGGACCUCUGAACCCGAAUGUUGCUCCACAGCUGAGACCUUUUAUUCUAGAAAUGUUUAAAAUAGAGUCACAGAUGCACACACUAAUACAUCUCUAUACAGACAGAUUUUUUAAAUCAGAUUUGAGUGUGUAUUAGAUUAAUAACAUGACUAGAUGAACAAAAUGGCUUCCGAGUGACAAGUGGUUGAAGUUUGCGGGCCAUUUUAGAGGCACUAUUUUUUAAUAUGCAAUGUCAUAGGUGUAUAAACUCUGGUACCGUUUUGUAUGGGUGAUAUAAAGUCUGUAUGUGGUGGGAAAAGGAAGGAGGAUAUUGCCGUGCAUUUUCUUUUCAUGCUCAUGCCUGUUGCAGUAUUUUUAAAAAGUACUUAUUUAAUUUGGCCAUUUAUUUUCAAUUUCAGGAUGUAACUUAUUGCAAUUAUAUACCGAUCAGCCAUAACAUUAUGACCA